AUGGAGCUCAAGCACGUAGCAAUUCUCGGGGCAGGAGGAAACGUGGGCAACACCAUCAUCACCGAACUCCUCAAAGACGGAGCCCGAUUCACCAUCACAGCCAUCACGCGCUCAACAUCGUCUUACACACCACCUUCUACGGCCAUCACCCACCGAACUGUAGAUUACACUUCCUUCUCCUCCCUACAAGCCGCAUUUCAGGGCCAAGACGCAGUAGUGAAUUGCGUCACGGGCAGUGCUACGCACUACGAACCAUCCAAGCUCAUCAUCGACGCUGCGGUUGCUGCAGGCGUCAAAUUCUUCUUCGCCAAUGAAUUUGUUGGAGAUAUCACACGUAAGGAGUUUACAAGAUUGCCGGAAGCUUUUGUAGGCUCCAAGUGCAGGAUUCGGGAGUAUCUAGAGGAAUUGGGUAGGGAAAAGAAGAUGGCGUGGUCCAGCUUGAAUGGAGGGCCGUUCUUCGAUAUGUGGCUCAUGAAGGGACCUGCAGGCUUCGACAUACCCAACCGCCACGCUCGUAUCUACGGUACUGGAAACGAACCCUUAUACUGGACCCCUCUUUCAACAAUCGGCCUCGCAGCUGGCAACAUGCUCCGCAACCCUCUUCCUAUCGUCAACCGGCCCAUUCUCAUCUAUCCCUUCCCCCACCUCACGCAAAACAUGCUGCUGCACACCCUGGAAAAGCUUCUCGAUGCGGUAUUCAGCGUUGAACAUGUUGAUGUUGAGAAGAUUCAUAGGCAUGCAUUGGUCGUGCUGGAGAAGUGGAAGGAAGGUGGUGAGCAAGAAGAGGGAAAAGCGCAAAUGGGCAAAGCAAUGAAGGGACUAGCGAUAUCUAAUCAGUUCUACGGAGGCGAGGACGAUGUGAAGCAUCUUGGCCAGGCUUUUCAGAACGAGAUUGUUGGUGUAAAAACCAUGCAGGUGGAGGACGCAGCAAGGGAUGCGCUGGAGCAAUAUGGAAAAGAGUGCCAAGUUGUCCAGGGUAUGUUCAACGUGGAGGCUUGCGACAUUUGA
This is a messenger RNA of Alternaria burnsii, 1008 nucleotides long. RefSeq lists its product as uncharacterized. The record is from RefSeq and is a predicted model, not a curated record. The transcript has 4 exons. Gene Ontology annotation, molecular function: oxidoreductase activity. Lineage: Eukaryota; Fungi; Ascomycota; Dothideomycetes; Pleosporales; Pleosporaceae. The coding region runs from base 1 to 1008 and encodes 335 amino acids.